AUGCCAGGCAGAAGAAAACACUAUUCGUUAAAUGGAUCUGCGACAGCGACGGCGUCGCUGUCGCAUCCUGGGGCUUUUAGAAAUUUACAAGAAAUUGGUGGAGUUCCUAAAUAUGAUAAGGGUCUACAUCGCCGCGCAUUACGGUCGAGUAGCCACGCAUCGACACAUGAAUCAUUAAUGAAUAUGUCACAAAGAAAUGUUUCUUUUAAUUAUGGAUACAGGUCACCUUCUUCAAAUAUCAAGACUUUGCUUAUAGGAGACGCAGGUGUAGGGAAGACUGCGAUGAUUUUAAGUUAUUCGGAUGAUUUACCUACUAGGUCACAGCUAUGGCAGCAUUCGCCUCAGUUGGCAUCACCAGACCUUGAUAAACAGACUAAUAAGAGGCUGAAGACGAUAGAUGUUCGCAAGCGGUACUCGUUGAACGACUAUGAGGAGUUGUUUUCGCUGUCACAUGUGCAGGCGAACGUAGACUGGGAGGAGCAGGAGGAGGAGGAUCCUGAUGAGGUUAUGAUUGAAACGAAGAGUACAAUAGGCAUCGAUAUUAAGACAAAUUUAGUGGAUUUAGAUCAUCGAUUGUUUAAGAUUAAUAUGUGGGACACUGCGGGCCAAGAACGGUAUCGAAAUGCUAUGAUCCCGUCACUUUACAAGGGCACCCACGGUAUUAUUUUGAGCUACGAUAUUUGUAACUUCAGCACGUUCCAGAGUUGUUUGAAUCAUUGGCUGCCAGAGGCUUUGGAAAGCUGUAAUGUGAAAAAAACGCGAUUCUAUCUUGUCGGGAACAAGGUGGAUCUGUAUAAGGAUAGACAAGUUACACACAAGGACGCGGCAAAGUUGAUAGAAGAAGUUAAAAACAUACAUGGUGUGGAGAUAUCAGGUAAUUUUGAACUCAGUUGCAAAUGGCGGCACGUUGUUCAGCGUGCGUUUAAUCUCAUCAUUAAAGACCUUGUGGAACACGGAUGCUACGAGGAUAAUGAACCUGAAAUUAAUGAAGUGGGUUACGAAGAACAGGACAGCGGUGAUCAACCCAAGCAUCUCAACGAGAAAGAGCAUGACCCAAGCGAUAGCGAUGCCAUGCUAGCGUCCACUAAUAGUGGGACAUACAAUGCGACUCAAGUGCGGCGAGGGUCGACAAGCAGCCUUCAAAAAAGGCGAUCAUCCGGGCACCUCCAUCUGAGAAAAAGAUCCAUAGACAUUACUAAACCUAAAUACAACGAGGACCUCUCUGGAGAUUCAAGUAUAUCUUCAUGCUGUAUUUAG
This is a messenger RNA of Eremothecium cymbalariae DBVPG#7215, 1257 nucleotides long. It is a transcript of the gene YPT11, whose product is annotated as Rab family GTPase YPT11. Gene Ontology annotation, molecular function: GTP binding; GTPase activity. The record is from RefSeq and is a predicted model, not a curated record. Bases 1 to 1257 code for a protein of 418 amino acids. The transcript has a single exon. Lineage: Eukaryota; Fungi; Ascomycota; Saccharomycetes; Saccharomycetales; Saccharomycetaceae.